This is a messenger RNA of Vigna unguiculata (cowpea), 916 nucleotides long. RefSeq lists its product as uncharacterized. The record is from RefSeq and is a predicted model, not a curated record. NCBI's taxonomy places the organism in Eukaryota, Viridiplantae, Streptophyta, Magnoliopsida, Fabales, Fabaceae.
CUCCCACUUCCAAUCAUAGUGUUGAGACACUAUGUUUGUGUGGUGAAGCCUUAAAAACCCUGUUAAAACCUCAAGCACCAAACUUCUCUCACUCAAAACCUUCCUCCUUCCUUCCCCACUCAUUCUCCUCAACAUGUCUCUGCCACACAGAUCUUUAGAGGCCACUUUUCUUGCUUUUCUUCUUCUUUCUUUCUCACUGGCUGCUGCAACAGCAACAGCAUAUUCUUCUAUUCAUGAGCUUCUCCGAACCCAUGGCCUACCAGCAGGGCUCUUCCCAGAGACUGUAAAGUCCUACAAUUUGGACCAAAUGGGUCGUUUGGAGGUGAACCUCGAUGCUCCUUGCCUCGCCAAGUAUGAAACAAGAGUGCUCUUUGAAACCGUGGUUCGAGCUAACCUUAGUUUUGGUCAGCUCAAGGGGUUGGAGGGUCUUUCUCAGGAAGAGCUUUUCCUAUGGUUACCUGUGAAAGACAUCAUCGUCAACGAUCCAUCUUCUGGUCUCAUUCUCAUUGAUAUUGGUCUUGCACAUAAACAGCUCUCUCUUUCUCUCUUUGAAGAUCCCCCAGUUUGUAGAUCCCAAGGUCUUUCACAGAAUAUUGGGGGAAGGAAGAGCAUUGGAUUUCAAGAUCAGAGAUGAAGGAUUGCUUGUUUAUCUGAAAAAGAUGGUUUCUUCUUUCCUCUUUACAAUUUUGUUUUGUUUUUUCCCUUCUUUUUUUUUUUUCCUUUACAAAUAAGUAUUUGGUGCAAUGUGCAUAGAUCCAAUGAGAGUUGUGAUUAUUAAAUUAGAAAUCAGUCAAGGGAAAAAAGAGAAACUGAUAGGCGGUGUUUAUUGUAAAAAGUCUUUAUGCAAUUUUGUUUGCCGCAAUUUUUCUUCUUCUAAUGUGCAAGAAAAGUAUUUUGAUAUUGUCCUACCAUAUCA